Molecule: messenger RNA, 1296 nt
Organism: Eupeodes corollae
Lineage: Eukaryota; Metazoa; Arthropoda; Insecta; Diptera; Syrphidae
Gene: sro
Product: D-beta-hydroxybutyrate dehydrogenase, mitochondrial
Exons: 4
Coding region: 149-1123 (324 amino acids)
Molecular function (GO): oxidoreductase activity
Source: RefSeq, a predicted model, not a curated record
UAACACCGGCCUGAUGGGAUCGUGCUCUUGAAAGACUGCUCGAAAAUUCUUUCAAUAUAAUUAAACAAUAACAAAUAAAAAGACCAUACACGCAUAUUUAUUAAAUUAAUAAAAAAUACAAACAAAAAUAAAACAAUCUACCAAAAUAAUGAUGAUUCGACAAUUAUUUUCAAUGAUCGGCUACGGCAGGAAAUUGAAGACUUUCUCACCCAAAAAUGUGGUCUUUAUAACCGGCUGUGAUUCUGGUUUAGGUUUCACAUUAGCCCUAUUUUGUCAUUCCCUAAAUAUGACCGUAAUCUCAGGUUGCCAUAGUUGUAAGUCUGAAGGUGCUAAACUAUUGCAAAGUGUAUCCGAUCCCAAGCGAAUGAUAACAGUGGAAUUGGACCUUCUGAAACAGGAUACAAUAAUUAAGGCACAUAAAUUGAUUCGUGAAAUAGUUGAAAACGAAAACGAUUAUAAUUUCACAGCCUUGGUUAAUAAUGCUGGAGUUAUGUGUUUUGGUGAAUUCGAAUGGCAAACAAACAAUCUAUUUGAAUCUCAAAUUAAUGUUAAUGUUUUGGGAACGAUGCGAAUGACCAAAGAAUUGCUGCCGUUGAUAAGACAACAUCGUGGAAGAAUCAUUAAUAUCACAAGCCAUUGUGGUCUUCAGAGUCUACCCGGCUUAGCACCGUACGCCGCAUCAAAAGCAGCUCUAAGAUUCUGGAAUGAUUCACUUAGAAUCGAAUUGAAAAAAUACGGCGUAGAUGUUGUGAACUUCAUACCUGGAUCAUUUGUAGCUGUUAGCAAUAUCUCUGCACGUCAGCAGAAUCAUGCACUUGAAAUGAAAAAAGAACUAAAUUCCGAGCAAUUGGAGUUCUAUGGAGAUUAUUUCAAUGAAUAUAACGAAUAUCUUAAAAUAAUAUCAGGAUUCAAGCCACCAAAUGCCAUGGACGACAAAUCAUUGCUGGAUAAGUUCAAAGAUGCCAUCGCAAAUACUUAUCCACGUUCGAUGUAUAUUCAUGAACCUUUGAGAUACAAAAUAUACAGAUACCUCUUUAGCAUCUGUCCAACUCCAAUUGUUGACUGGCUUACUUUAAGAUUCUGUUCAAUGCCUUCCUACAAAGGACAGAAAAAAGUUCUCUAAAUAAAAAGAUUUAGUUUAUUUUUGUGAUUUUAAAAUUUUUAAUUUGUUUAUUUCUUUUUGUUUUUUUUUUUUUUUAAUAUAUAUAAUGUAAUCUUGAUGAUAUUCCACUAGAUAUUUCUUUUUAUAUAAAAACAAUAUAAUAUAUAUAAUAAUUAAUCUUAAUAUUUAAGAAA